AUGGCGUCCCAUGCCGAUCUGCUACACAUCUUCCUCAGGGACUGGAAGGUCCACAUCCGCCCUGUGCUGCUUAUUAGCGUCAUCUCCGUUGUCUGUGUCUGGUUCGUCCGCCAGCUCGCAUCGCCGCUGAACAAGUACCCUGGUCCUCUGCUUGCGGCAUGGACCAACUGGUACCGCUUCUAUCUCGUACUCACUGGCAGGUAUCACCUGAAGAUAAAGGAGUUCCAUGAGAAAUAUGGCCCGGUCGUCCGUAUCGGCCCCAAUACCUUGGACCUGGACUAUCCAGAGCUCACCAAGACGAUAUACAGUAUAGAUGACAGCUGGUUGAAGACCGACUUCUAUCAUGGCAACAGCAUCAAGGUCAACGGCAAGAUUGUGUACACCAUGUUCAGCAUCCCAAGCAAUGAGGAGAACCAGAUCAUGAAGCGACCCAUCGCGAAGCACUACUCGCCUGGAGCCGUACUCGCCCUUGAGCCGCUCCUGGAUGGUGUCAUGGGGCAGCUUUGCGACGAGCUCGAUCAACGCUUUGUAAAAACUCCCACUGGUUCGAAACCCUGUGACUUGGGUGCCUGGAUCGCAUACUGCAUUUGGGACUUGAUUGGCGCCGCUUCCUUCAGCAAGGACUUCGGAUUCAUGGCACAUGGAGCCGACUUUGAUGGAACCAUUGGCAUCGCCGACAAGGCAUUGGACUACUUCGCGGCUGUUGGACAAAUGCCCUUCCUCGACUUCCUCCUCGACAAGAACCCCAUCUACAGGUUGGGCCCUCCAAGUCUAGGCAACAUCCAACGCGUCGCUCUGGAGCGCAUCGCCACCCGUGUCCAGGGCAAGGAUCGCGACUACAACCCAGCCGUGCCGGAUUACCUCCAUCAUUUCCUCGAGGCCAGGAGGGAGAACCCGGAGCUCGUGGACGACGGCAUGCUCCUCGGCUAUCUCUUCAUCAACCUCGUCGCCGGCGCUGAUACCACUGCGCUCUCGAUACGGGCCGUCAUCUACUUCUUGCUCAAGAACCCCAGGGCGUACGAGAGGGUCAAGAAAGAGAUUCGAGGCGCGAAGCUUGGACGGGUCGCGAAGUACCAUGAGGCCAAAGCCCUGCCAUAUCUUGAGGCUGUUAUCCGUGAGACGAUGCGCCUACAUCCCGGCGUGUCCAUGUUGCUGGAACGUUACGUCCCGGUGGGAGGUCUGAAGCUCCCCGAUGGCAGCCUCGUCCCGCCCCAGACAUCUGUCGGGCUUAAUGCCUAUGUCACGCAUCGUAACAAGGACAUCUACGGUCCUGAUGCGGACGAGUACAAGCCUGAGCGCUGGCUGCGGGCUGCGGGCGAGUCGGAAGAGGCUUACCAGCAACGUCUGAAGGUCUACCUCAAGUACGAUUUCACAUUUGGUGCUGGGCCUAGGAUCUGCCUCGGACGUCAUGUGGCUGUCAUCAAGACGUACAAGCUCGUGGCUACACUCAUUUCAAACUACGAUAUUGAACUAGACCACCCGGAUCGCGAGUGGAAGAUCCACUGCGGCUGGUUCUUGCGUCAAUAUGGGAUCAUUUGCAAUCUGAAGAAGGUCCGGUGA
This is a messenger RNA of Clonostachys rhizophaga, 1560 nucleotides long. The record is from the annotation of a GenBank genome assembly. NCBI's taxonomy places the organism in Eukaryota, Fungi, Ascomycota, Sordariomycetes, Hypocreales, Bionectriaceae.